Protopolystoma xenopodis is the source of this 486-nucleotide messenger RNA. The record is from the annotation of a GenBank genome assembly. Lineage: Eukaryota; Metazoa; Platyhelminthes; Monogenea; Polystomatidea; Polystomatidae.
CCACCAGACCUUUCUAUGCCUCCUCCACCUCUAUUUUCUCCAUCCUCAACUUCCGUUAUGACGGCAGUUUAUUCUUUACCACUCACUAGUCUCUCCAUUUCUGCCAGGUCCACAUUUCCUGACCACCUCACUAUCUCAAGGAGGACUGGUCCAGAUAAAAGCGCCAUUAACGCUUGCUCUGAUACUGGCCUUAAAUUUGCGCCUUCACAAACUAAUCUUGUAUCUAAUUCAUUUUUGCUCGAAAAAUGGACUCCCGCUCCAGCCACACCAAGACCCCGAUGGCCAUUAUCGCAAAUUCAGCGGAGGUCGACCAUUCUCCCAAAUGUGCACAUUAGCUCCGAGGCGAGCGAUCCUAUGUCCAGAUAUCCUGUGUCUUUAUUGAAAGCAGCCGAUUCCUCAUAUCCUGAUGGUUUUGAGGAGUAUAAUGAAACAUCAACGUCUUUCAAUGAAUCAACAAAAGUAGUUAUUACAACCAUUAAUUAUUAA